CUUAUCUUAGCAGCUUUCAUUUGCUAGCGUACGGAAUUCUGUGGAUCGUCGGAUUGGUUGAGAAAAAAAUCCCAACCGUUAUUUUUGCCUAACCUGAGUAAUCACUCUCCCGACUUCGCCGCACUCUCACCGUCUCUCUCGCUCGACCCGUCUCUCUCGCUCGACCCGUCUCCUCCGCCCGAACCGAAUCGACCUCUCAUCCUUCCUCUGUCCUCCCACAUCAGUGACGUCACCCAAAUCCGUCGCCUGAAUCGAGCUCUCGGUCUCAGCCCUCACUCCCCCUCGCCGCACAAGUCGAUAGUAACUUAAAAUGGCCGGUAGAGCUAACAUCCCCAAUAAGAGUUCGGCGCUCAUAGCCAUGAUUGCUGAUGAGGACACUGUAACCGGAUUUUUGCUAGCUGGAGUGGGUAACGUUGACUUGCGAAGAAAGACAAAUUAUCUUAUUGUUGAUUCAAAAACAACAGUGAAACAAAUCGAAGAUGCAUUCAAAGAGUUUAUGACAAGGGAGGACAUUGCAAUUGUCUUGAUCAGCCAAUAUGUUGCAAACAUGAUAAGGUUUCUAGUAGAUAGCUACAAUAAGCCGGUUCCCGCUAUUUUGGAAAUCCCGUCCAAGGAUCAUCCCUAUGACCCUGCACACGACUCAGUUCUUUCACGAGUGAAGUACCUCUUCAACACCGAAUCUGUGGCAUCAGGAAGGCGGUGAUCAUCUUGUCUUUCGAUAUGUUUUACCCGAGAGGUAGCCAAAAAUAAGUAUUGCUUUCGAUACUAUGUAUGUUUUUGCCAUUCUGUUCACACCAAGUUCUGUACUCCUCACUGAUGGUUGGUUGGUAUGUCUUUGUACUUAGGUUCCUUUGUUCCUAAAACCUUAUCUAUAAAAUACCAUUUCAAACUCUCUGUCAUUUUAUUCUCCUUGUAAUAAUCACCAUGUAAAAGGACAAGUCUAUUAUUUAUAUAUGUUGUCUUUUUUUGGGAA
Molecule: messenger RNA, 973 nt
Organism: Malus domestica (apple)
Lineage: Eukaryota; Viridiplantae; Streptophyta; Magnoliopsida; Rosales; Rosaceae
Product: V-type proton ATPase subunit F
Biological process (GO): proton transmembrane transport
Cellular component (GO): proton-transporting V-type ATPase, V1 domain; membrane
Molecular function (GO): proton-transporting ATPase activity, rotational mechanism
Source: RefSeq, a predicted model, not a curated record